AACUUUUGCGCUUUCCCGUCACGUUGCCGGCACGUGACGUCCUUACACCGUGGCAGUUUGUUUUUAUCGUCACGGUUUCGUUUUUUGUUGUUGUUGCUUCUUUUGCUUUCGGGACAGUUUGCUCAUCGUCGUUUAGGUUCGUGAUGAUACACUUUACAUUAACAUGGCUAGUAAAUUAAAGAAUGUCACCGUUUAGUUGUUUCGUGAGUGUUCUUGUCGUAUUGCGCCAUAUUGCGCACUUUUUUGUUUUGUCUUUCGUUUUGGCCGAAAUUAUUUAUUCCGAUCAUUCCGAGCAAUCGGCGUUCAAUGACCGGCAUGAACUGUGGCGCACGGAAGGUCGUGUGAUGUGCGCGAAAAACUGGUGCAGCGUGCGUUUGGCUGCCUCUCCGCGAUGAUGCAUACCGCGUGUUGCCGUUGCAUCACUGCACUGCACUGCGUUUCAUCAUCGUUCUCUUGCACUGUUCUGCCUGUCCGCGACUUUCGCUCCGUGCGUGCGCGUAUUGUUAUUAUUUGCGUGGCAACCGCAGCAACGGGGGCACUAGCAAAAGAACGCAAAGAAACCACCGCUUGCAAGUCGUUCUAGCGUUACAGUAAAUGACUUGCUUUACUCUCUGGGUGUGAUUGAACUUAGAGCGGAAAAAAAGAAGCAACCGCGGGCGUAUAGUUUUACAGCGAUGUAGCUGCAGUGAAAACAUGUGUGAAGCAUUGUGAGGAAGCAUAUUUAUUGCGAGUGUGUGUUAUCAUAGAAGUGAAGAAAAAGUGUUACAAAAAAAAAACAACAACAACUUGCACCUACUGUUUUCCGGCCAAAGGUGGUGGUGGUGUGUGCGUGUGUGUUUUGUUUUGCGAUGUGAAUGUGUUUGCAGUGAUUGCAGUGUUGCAGUGCGUCCGGACAUAUUUGUGUCCAGCAGUAAGAGUCAAGCAAUGGGUGUGAGUGUGUGUUAUUAAUUUAUAUUCCACUUUAUUUGGAGAAAGCGAAAAAAGAACGCAACCGCGCGCGUCGCACGCUGUUCUGCUGUCAUUUGCUGCGAUACGCAACAACGCCAGAACGCGCGUAAGUGUGCGGUGGCCGAGGGCUUUCGAAGUAACCUUCCCCGCCCUUUCAAGACCCCCUUUUAAAGCCCCCAUUGUAACUAGCAACGGCAGCAGCGGCGGCAGUGUGUUCCAAUUCCCAGACUCACCUGCAGCAGUCGCUGCACCUUGUCCGAAAGGCCCUCCAGAUGCUUUCACCUGUGUGCUCUUGCCCGUGUGCGUGUGCUGUGUCGUUUCAAGCUAGUGGUGGUGAAGUGAAACCUCAUUUUCAGUUAUAAAUAAAGCAAAAAUUAAAUAACUCCACCAAGCGAGAGAGAAAGAGGGCAAAGGGUUCCGUCAUACAAACAGAGAACCCCGUUAUCCUGUUAUCCCUUUGCACGUGUUUUUGUGUGUGUGUGUGUGUGUUUCACCGUCUGUAUUUGUGCUUCUGUUUGGCGGGUAUCCUAGUGAGAACACCUUUCGCGCUGUUUCGGUCCUGUUGUGGCAAAAGGGGAGGAAGGUUCGGUUGUUUGUGUUGCCAACAGGGUGGUUGAGUGUGUUUGCCGCUGCGUCUGCCGCGUGACCUCGCGUCGUUCAGCUGCUGCUACUGGAAUCCUUGCAAAGGCCAGGACACGUGCCCCCAUAUUUGCGAUUGGCUUCCCGGACUUGUGCGCGCCAUCGAUACACCCUACACACAAGCAGUCGCAAGCAGCUCAAGCAACGGAAGGCGGAAGGAAGCAGACUGAUUAAAGUCCUCAGCCAACGGUUUUCUUGCCGGUCUCAUCUCCGACCGGUUGGCGGGGGGGAAGAAAGUAGUCGGCACACAGGAUCCGCCGGCGGGGAAGAAGCCGCGCACCAUUAUCCAGUUUAUGCGCACACCGGAGUGCUGGCCGCGUACGCAGGGUGUGCGCGUCGUGCUUUCUUCUGUAAUCAUUUGUCACUAUGCGACACCGGUUGCCGAUGCCGGCACACUCGGCGAUGAUUGAUAGUGCGGCGAAAAGUGGGAAAAUCAUCAUGCACAGCAACGACCGCAGUGGAUCAGCAACAGCCAGUUCGCCGCUCGAACGAACGUAGACCACAUCCACAGGUUCUGCAUCGAGACGUUAAAAAAAAGAAGCUCGUUCGUGCGUUUAUGCAACAGGCUUCUACUUUAGAUUAGCAAAGCACGGGUUGAUCUCAUAGUGCUGGAAGGUUGGAAUUAUUAAUCAUCGACACCGGGAACUGCUUCGCCCGCACGCAAGAUGCCGGCCACAACGGUAAAGAGUGAGGCAGCGACUGACCAGCACAACAACCACUGUGAUAAUGAGGAGGAGGAACCGAAAGACAUGAAAAAUGCGCAUCUCAUUAUCAACGAGCUUCGCAACCGGUGCCGAAAUCAGUCCGAGCAAAUCAUGGCCUGGAAGAAGGCGUUCUCGCUACAGCAAGAGCAGAACCACCGGCUGCAGAAGGAAAAGACGGAGCAGCUCAACUAUCUCACCAGCCAGCUGCUGCUGCUCGAGUCGCGCAUCAUGCGCAAGCAGAAGCAGGUCUCGAACGUGAUCUAUCAGCGCGAGCUGACGAUCUACCGGCAGCAGCGGAUCAUCGAAACGCUCUCCAGCCGGCUGAUCGAUCACGGCAUCAUGGACGUCGGCAUGGACGCACCGAUGCACACGGGCGGCAGCGGCAACAGUAACGACUUUGACUCGCUCAACGAUUCCGACUCGGCCGUCGUGCUCGAGGACGUCGAUUCGGACUGCAACAGCUCGAUCUACUUCGGCGGCGGCGGCGGCAGCAGCAUCAGUGGCGGCGGCAGCCUCAAGUCACGCUCCUGCAAGAUGACGAACGACGUCACGAUCGUGCGGUCCAUCUCGGACGCGAUCGAGACGAACUUGAAGUACAACAAUACCCGCCGGUCGAACUGCUUCCUGCGGCGGCCCGAAAUCCUCGAAACCGUGUACAGCGUGGAGGAGGACCCGGAGCCACAGAAUGCGGCGGCCGGUGCGAAUGGGACGGCGGGGAGCGGCCCCGGCAGUGGAUCCACGACCGGGCCCACCUCACCGAAACCGGAUGCGGUCAGCGAGAAGCGGGACAAGUUUAAAAAUCGCACCGAAAAAUGCAUCUCCACCGAUCAGCCGGCCGGGGAAGGGAGCGGCGCACGGCAGGAAGGCACACCGGUCAUCAUUACCAGCAGCAGCAGCUGCGACGUGGAGCCGUCGGACCAGUGCGACAUGACGCCGGUGGCCCAGGGCGGCGGCUGUAAGGUGCAGGGCGCGGUGACGAACUUCAAUCGCGUAAUGUCCAACCACCGGUCGGUGACGAAACCGAAGGACGUGAAGUACAAGCGCAUCAACAAGGCCAAAUCGAAGAGUCUGGAGGAGCUGCGCGGGCGGCUAAAGCACUGGGUCGAGCGGGGCACCUGCAACGUGAACCUAACGCUCGACCCGACCGGCGGGGGGGCCACCGGCGCCGCUCAUUUAACGGGGCAUCUGUCCGAGCACUGUGGGGCGGUGGGCACGCUGCAGCAGAGCGUGCAGCCGCCCCAGCCACCGAACCUGGCGCAAAGCUAUGCGUGACCGGAAGCGAGGGUGCCCGCGCGUGCUCGGGGCAGCAUUUAAUGUGGGGUGUGUGGGUCGGCGGCAACACUCGCUAUCAGCAGCUUAUUUAUUGCGGUUUGGCUUAGUGUUUAAGUGUGCGGCAGGAUGAAGCAGAGUAUGGGAAGGAAUUGAAAUGAUCGUGAAGAUGGUGGGGACCCUACUACGGUCACCUCACACACACACACACUGACUGAGUCAGGUUACCUAAGAGCAGAUAAAGAGCUGGAAAGCAUUGAA
Anopheles merus is the source of this 3821-nucleotide messenger RNA. RefSeq lists its product as uncharacterized. The record is from RefSeq and is a predicted model, not a curated record. The coding region runs from base 2253 to 3563 and encodes 436 amino acids. NCBI's taxonomy places the organism in Eukaryota, Metazoa, Arthropoda, Insecta, Diptera, Culicidae. The transcript is spliced from 6 exons.